This is a messenger RNA of Drosophila ananassae, 1438 nucleotides long. RefSeq lists its product as uncharacterized. The transcript has 2 exons. The coding region runs from base 218 to 1288 and encodes 356 amino acids. NCBI's taxonomy places the organism in Eukaryota, Metazoa, Arthropoda, Insecta, Diptera, Drosophilidae. The record is from RefSeq and is a predicted model, not a curated record.
ACAGUUCAGUACAGUGUGUCGUACGGUCUAUAAGAGUAAUCUCCAUAAUUUAACUCACAACUUAUUUUUUUUCGUUUUUGGUUAUAUUUGUUUUGGUUUUUUUUCAUAACGCCUUUUUUUUAUUUUGCAAUUUUCUGUAAGAAUUAAAAAUUUCUAAGUUUCCGAAAUCUUUAGUAAUACAAAGCAGUAAAUAGGCAUCAAAGAGGAAAGAAGAACAAUGGAGUCCGAUUCGGGUGAGAUAAAAGAUGCCAUGGAGGUUGUGGUCCCCGAAGAUGAUUCCUCGAAUGUCGUCCAGGAAACUGAGGAAGAUACAGCAGCAGAACUGACUCCCAAGACUAGCGAUGUCGCCACCAAUACUGACGAGCCGAACAAUGUAAGGCCAGUGGCUGUUGUGCAACCACGUCGUCUGGACGAGGACUCGAAACAGGCUGAUAGCCUUUUUGAUUAUGCCCAGGUUGCCGCCUUGGAAUACGGCAUUUCCCGCUUUCUUUCAGCCCGUGACAACAUCCCUGGCCCCACCUACACAGCCAGUCCAUUGUGUACUAGCUCGGAUGCCGGAAGUAGCUCUUCCUCUGAUGGCCGCAGUUCCCGCCGCGGAGUCUACUCCACUUUUGUGAACCUUAGCAGAGUUGUUCUAUUCUCGACCUUGCCACCUCCCCCUCCGGCUGUCUCCUUUUAUCCGGGUAAUUCCCUCUUCUUCAAUUCAACUGCUGUCCGUGAAGGAGCUAUUUAUGUGGAGGAGUACAUCCGCGAGUUGUUGAGCCUCAACCUGCGUCGCAUCAGACACGAUCGCAGCUUUAUGGAUCCAAGCAAUGUGGAGACCCGCCGUAGACUACGCCGAAACUUCCGUUCCGUACUAUCUCUUCUGAGGAAUCUGACCACCGAUUAUGCCCGCUCCCUUGGCUGUAAUCCCAUGGAGCUGACAGAGUUCCGGCAGUUGCGUUCGCUUUACUUGGCGGCACGUCGCAUUGGACGUUCGAUGGGGCGUUCAGAGGCGCCUCGGUUCCCCAGGCAGAACAGCGAAGCUGGCGUUGAGGGUGAUGCAGAUGACUCUGAGGCCGAGGAUGCCCCAGCUAGGAAUGAAGCGGACAUAUUGCCGGCUGUUGAGCGAUUCAUCCAGUUGCUGGGACGGAAUGUUCCAUCGGGACACAAUUCCAUACCCAUCAUGCUGGAUGGCAGUUCCCCGUACGUACAGGCCCUGAUCAGCGAGCGCCGUCACCUUCAAGAUGAGGAGGAGGAGGAGCAGUUUGGAGUAGAUCCCAACCCCAAUCGUUCCAAUGAAAAUUGAAGCAUACCACUUUUAUCGUUAGAUCUCUGCUAGUUCAGACACCAGAUUUUCUGCAAUAUUUUUUUUGUGAGAGGUUUUACUUUUUACGAAAUUGGAGCUAUAACCCCAAGAAUGGCUAGCAUAAUAAAAGAGAGCUAUUGUUGAGUUUAA